Messenger RNA from Funneliformis geosporum, 334 nucleotides. The record is from the annotation of a GenBank genome assembly. Lineage: Eukaryota; Fungi; Glomeromycota; Glomeromycetes; Glomerales; Glomeraceae.
GGCAAUUCUUUACGGCCACAAACGAGGUGAUUCAUAUCAAAAAAUUGCUGACAUUGUACAAUGUGGUAAAACAACUAUCCAUGAUGCGAUAAAACGUUUUAAAGAAACUGGUUCUGCAAUAUCAAAAAAACGUUGUGACCCGAAGUCACUUUUUAAUUCAAAUGCACAAUCUUCACUCAAAAAGAUUGUUAUACAAAUUCGAAGCAUCGUUGCCUUACCACUCAAAAAAUUCAAGAAUUAUGGACUAAAAAAAAAAAAGUUUCAACUAUUACAAUUCGUCAGAUUCUUAAAAAAGUCAGCUUACGUUCAUGUGUUGUCUGCUCUAAACCAUUAA